This is a messenger RNA of Eutrema salsugineum, 1238 nucleotides long. Its product is annotated as GDSL esterase/lipase At5g03610. The coding region runs from base 76 to 1137 and encodes 353 amino acids. Gene Ontology annotation, molecular function: hydrolase activity, acting on ester bonds. The record is from RefSeq and is a predicted model, not a curated record. The transcript is spliced from 5 exons. NCBI's taxonomy places the organism in Eukaryota, Viridiplantae, Streptophyta, Magnoliopsida, Brassicales, Brassicaceae.
GUCCUUUAACCCAUCUCCUCCACAUAACUCUCUCUCUUUCUCUCCAUUUCGCAGCAUUUGUUCUAAAUCUUGGGAAUGGAUCCCCUGAUAAAACCCUUCUUCUCACUGUUACUCUUCUUUUCAUCUACCCUCCUUUUUGGAGAAAUCAAUGGAGUCGAGGGUUCAAAUCAGCAUCAUCAAUAUCAUGAUCACUUGUACGGUCCAAAGAAGCUGUUUGUGUUCGGAGAUUCUUACGCUGAUACAGGAAACAUAAAGAAGUCUCACGCUGUGUCAUGGAGAGUCCCUUACGGUAUCACUUUCCCCGGUAAACCCUCUGGCCGUUUCUCCGAUGGCCGAGUCUCCACCGAUUUUCUAGCGAGAUUGAUGAGGAUAAAAUCACCAAUCCCUUACCUCUGGAAAGAUUACGCGGGAAACAAACGGUUACGGUACGGAAUGAAUUUCGCGUACGGAGGAACGGGAGUGUUCAACACUCAGAGUUCGAGUCCCAACAUGACCAUUCAGAUCAAUCUCUUCGAGCAUCUCCUCGGCGAUGAUCUCUACUCUCCAUCUGACCUUUCUUCUUCUCUCGCUCUCGUCAGCGUUGCUGGCAACGACUACUCCAAUUAUCUCACACUAAGCCGCUCUAUCGCUGAACUACCAGCAUUCAUAAAGCAAGUGGUGGAUCAAACAGAGGUGAAUUUGAGGCGAAUCCACGCCUUUGGAGUUGAAAAGAUAGCAGUACCAUCGCUGCAGCCGCUCGGAUGCCUCCCUCUAUACGCCUCGUUGCAGGGUUGCAACGACACUUUUAACGCGUUGGUGAACUACCAUAACACCUUGUUGCAGCAAGUAGUGGCCAAGCUCAACAAUGAGACCAACCAUUCUACUUUCAUCAUCUUUGAUUUCUAUAACGCCUUCUUGACCAUCUUCAAGACCAAAGGAGAGAAUUCAGGCGGGAGUAGGAGGUUUGAAACCCCGUUGAAACCGUGUUGCGAAGGAAGUUGUGCGCAUGUGGACGAUAAGGGUGAGAAGAAGUAUAGGUUAUGUGAUGAUCCUAAGUCUGCUUUCUUCUGGGAUGGACUUCACCCUACUCAGCAAGGAUGGGAAUCUGUUUACUCAGUUUUAGGCAAAAACCUGACCGCGUCUUUGAUCAAACCAUAAACCCACUUUUUUCGAUUUUUAGGAUCAAUAACCGAUAUGUGUUUGUGAUUUUAACUUUUCUUCAUCUUAUAGUUGUUAUCGAUCUCUCCAUAUUUUGAGUA